AUGUCUUUCUGGCCUUUCGGGCAGAAUGUCCACUCAAAUAUCAACAGAAUUCUGGAGGAGUACUUCCAUAUACUGCAUGCGCUGGAAAAACGAGACGAAAGCGGCCAUGUGGCCGAGAAUGCGGACCUGACCCCCGAAGAGCCAGAAGAAGUUAGCGACGUCCAGACGUCUUCCAUGUCGUCCCCCGAGUCCCAAAACCUAACUACACAGUCGCUGAAUAGUUGCUACAUUGAUAAUAUCCUGAAAGAGUCCGAGCUUCUGAACGAGCUCACGAGACAGAACAACACUUUACUCGAUUUCAUAUGUUUUGGGUACUUUUACAAUGGAGAAAACGCCAAAGUACAAAACAUCGAAUAUCUCAUCGACCAGCUCAUGAAGUGUAUCGACAACAUCGACGACGCCAUGGACGGCAACGUGAUUCCCUUGCCACCCGCUACAGGUACGGACACGCAGGCCAUUGGCCUAGGAAACGACGAAACGAGAGACGCUAACAACGAUUUCCGAGAUGAUUAUGACGACGACACGAUAGUUCCCAACCUGGAUGAGGAUGACAGCAAGCAAUCGCCCAAUCUAAACAAGGCCACCAUCAUAUCAGAAAUUUUCGCACUCGACAUAUGGCUUAUAUCAGAGUCAGUGGUCAAAAACGUGCAAUAUUUGAACAAAAUGUGGUCCAUAAUGUACCACCCGCAUUUUUCUUCAGAGAAAUCUCCACUGAUCCCCAUAUUUCUUAAGAUAAAUCAGAAUUUGCUGGCUACAAGACAGGACCAAUAUCUGAAUUUCAUCAGAACCCGCGAAACUUUGGUCCAAGACAUGCUCAGCCACAUUGAAUUAUCCGUCUUGAUGGACUUCUUCUUGAAAAUCAUAUCAACGGAUAAGCAAGAGUCUCCAUCUGGCAUGAUCGAACUCGUACAUGAACAGAAGCUUAUCGACCGACUUCUACAACACCUGGACAAUGACAAGUAUUCACCUGAUAUCCAAGCGUGCGCCGGCGAUUUUUUAAAAGUUUUGAUUGCUAUAUCUGCCAAUGCGCCAUUAGACGAAAUGUCAAUCGGUCCGAAUUCCUUGACAAGGCAUCUGGCUUCUGAACCAUGCGUCAAAUAUUUGCUGGACGCCAUAGUCAAAAAAAGGGGCGACGCGCUCAUAACGGCAGUAUCGGUUGUUAUAGAACUCAUUCGCAAGAACAAUUCAGACUACGACCAAGUUAACCUUUUAACAACCACUCUCGAUUCGCAUCCACCUUCUGUCAGAGACCCAAUAUAUUUGGGCGAGCUGCUCAAAGUCUUCAGCACAGGCGUUCCACUUCUUUAUCAGGUACUUGUGGAUAUCGAGGAGGACAAUACCAUACCAGUGAUAGAAAAUCAACUCGGACAAAAAUUCAAACCACUUGGGUUCGAGCGGUUCAAGGUGGUUGAGUUGUUUGCAGAGCUACUUCAUUGUUCGAACAUGGGUCUUUUGAAUUCGAAAAAGGCCGAGAGGAUAAUGAAAGAACGUAAUGAAUGUAGAGUUCAGGUUGAAGCACAAUUACGAGAUGCUUUAUCGGAGCUCGAAAUACAAGAUGACGGAACUCCUAAGAAGAAUCCCACUGAAAUGGAGGGGAUUGACGUUGAGGAUCUGGAUGAAACUUUUGAGAUACCUUAUGUCAAUGCUGACCAAAACAGGAAAUUGAGGAUAAACCCAACAAUAGGGGAUCUUUUCAAGAUCAAAUUAUAUGAUGUUGAAGUUUUGCCCAAGGUCGUCAGCUUAUUUCUGCAAUACCCGUGGAAUAAUUUCUGGCAUAAUGUCAUCUUUGAUGUAAUACAACAGAUCUUUAACGGUCGGAUGGAUUUUUCCUACAAUUCAUUUCUCGUCUAUUCCUUGUUCAACGGCGAGGGUUCAAAUAAAUUUAUGAACGAUCCAAGGAGGCUACCGAACCCUUUCAAUAUCACGCAUAACUUGAUAUUAGAAGGCUACCGAGAAUCAUAUUCCUUUUUCGAAAAAUAUAACACAAGCUUGGGAUUCAUGGGUCAUUUGGUUCUAAUCGCGGAAGAAAUUGUAAAAUUCUCGAAAGUGUACAAGGUGGAACUCAUUUCACCUGACAUACAGAGAGCCCUCCUAGAUGAAGACUGGACCUUUUAUGCCGAGGACGUUCUCAACGACACUAGGAUAAUGUACUCAAAGAUUUUAGGUGGGACGGAUUACAUGGAGGAUGACGAGAAUUCUCGUCAACGGAAAGCACCAAGCGAAAGUUCGGAAGGAAUGAGCUCAAACGGGGGCUCUCUGAUAAAUGUCAACAGCAUAGGUAACGCGUCUGAACCUGAAUUUUCGACGCAGGCAGACCUGCAUCAAAAGUUAAGACAAAAACUCAUAGAAAGAUCACGCCAGGAGGUCGAUCGAAAAAAUAAAGAGAAAGGCGUUAUUCUACUCGGCAUGUCACCAGAAGAUACCGCACAAACGCGGCCCUCGAUUAAUGACCAUAAUGAUAGAGUAUCUGGAGAUGAGGAGACAUGA
Lachancea mirantina is the source of this 2487-nucleotide messenger RNA. NCBI's taxonomy places the organism in Eukaryota, Fungi, Ascomycota, Saccharomycetes, Saccharomycetales, Saccharomycetaceae. The record is from the annotation of a GenBank genome assembly.